Messenger RNA from Hordeum vulgare subsp. vulgare (domesticated barley), 1206 nucleotides. Its product is annotated as probable tRNA-splicing endonuclease subunit Sen2. The transcript is spliced from 2 exons. The record is from RefSeq and is a predicted model, not a curated record. Gene Ontology annotation, biological process: tRNA-type intron splice site recognition and cleavage; tRNA splicing, via endonucleolytic cleavage and ligation. Lineage: Eukaryota; Viridiplantae; Streptophyta; Magnoliopsida; Poales; Poaceae. Bases 256 to 1146 code for a protein of 296 amino acids. Gene Ontology annotation, molecular function: nucleic acid binding; tRNA-intron lyase activity. Gene Ontology annotation, cellular component: tRNA-intron endonuclease complex.
AAACAAGGGCAGCUUUGUUUUUUCCGGGUGAAGCAAGGGCAACUUGACGCAGAGAGCUCUCCCUCCUUCCUCCCCGUGCCGGCGGCCGCCGCCGCCGCAAAGCCAGAGGAGAGAGCAACGCCGGCCCCUGGUUCCCCCGAGUGCCGCCGCUGAACCGUCCCGUACUCUGCCCGUCGCCCCUCGGCGGCAGCAUCUUGGCCCUCGCGCGCCUCCGCCGCCGCUUCCUCUUCCUCUCCGCCCCAUCCCAGCUAGCUGAUGGACAAGUCUGGUCGUCCAAGAUGGAAGAAGGGCAAAGACGGCAAGGACUUGGCAGCUCUGGCGGCAGCCCAGCCCAUGUCAGCCAUCGUCGCCAAGCUCCAGGCUUCACUGAAAGGAUCAAAGCUCGCGGCAACUCUGUCUAGCGGGGCCGGGGAUGCGAUCCUCGGCGUGAACCCGCAGCAAGCCGCGCUUCUGAGCCGCGCCGCCUUCGGCCGGGCGCUGGAAAACGCCGGAGCCGGGAGACACUGGUUCCAGCUGGGCGCCGAGGAGCUCUUCUACCUUCUCCAUGCCUUGAACUGCAUCGCGGUGGUUGAGUCGGCGAGCAAAGAUAAUCCAAUGAGCCAAGGGGAGCUGUGGGAUCGCUUGUGCUCCGCGUCAGAGUCAUUCCCUGAGACGUACAGGGCCUACUCGCAUCUCAGGUCCAAGAACUGGGUGGUGCGGUCAGGCUUGCAGUAUGGCGCAGAUUUCGUCGCUUACCGUCAUCACCCAGCGCUCGUCCACUCGGAGUUUGCCGUGGUUGUGGUUCCGGAAGGGUUGGGGCUCGGCGGUCGGCGCGGCCGCCUGAAUGUGUGGUCUGAUCUGCUGUGCGCACUCCGAGCUUCUGGCAGCGUGGCCAAGACGCUGCUGGUGCUGACGAUCUCCGGCGAUGUCCGUGAGCUGAGAUCCCCAGAUUGUUUGGAACAGCUGGUUGUUCAUGAAAGAACUGUUGCGAGGUGGAUUGCCCAGCAGUGCCGUGAGCAGCGAUGUGAACCGUGCGGAGAAGACGAAGCAUAUAAGGAAGAACAAGAUCAUGCCGGAGGAACUGUAGUUUUCAACUGUUGGGGUGUAAUGCUAGGCUUCGCAGCUCUUUCUGGCUUACUUGUAUACAAGCUGAGAUUCCGACAAUAAAGCUGGAUGUUUCUCUGUACUCCUAUUGGUGAUGUGUAAAAAAUUCUCAUCUUGUUGCAA